Ooceraea biroi (clonal raider ant) is the source of this 3495-nucleotide messenger RNA. Its product is annotated as alkaline phosphatase 4. NCBI's taxonomy places the organism in Eukaryota, Metazoa, Arthropoda, Insecta, Hymenoptera, Formicidae. The record is from RefSeq and is a predicted model, not a curated record. Gene Ontology annotation, molecular function: alkaline phosphatase activity. Gene Ontology annotation, biological process: dephosphorylation.
CACACAGAAGUCUACCCAAAAUCAAAUUCCCUCAGACUCGGCUCACUAUUCUUUAAAAUCAUCGGACUGUCGUACAAGCAAACAGAUGUAAGGAGUAAUCGUCAUCGUGUAACUGCGCCUGAUUACAUCUUGUCAUAAUCAACUGAUGUUCCAGCUGAGAUAUCUACAGCAAAGAAAUCGUAACGAGGAGUUAUACAACAGCUGUUUCCUUUUGAAACUGAGAAGUACGAGCGGAAUGCGAAGAAAUAUUCGUAAUCGCUUAUGUAAAAGUGGACAGAAUACACAGAUAGGCAUCGCCCGGUUAGCAAUCCCUGAUAUAAAUUUGAAGAACAUUCGCAGAGUAAUUUUAUUAGCUUGGUAACUGAACUCUCUCUGUGUAGCUCCCCCUUAUCACGUAUGAUAGUAGUUCGACGCGAAGCUAAUGGGACACGUCGAAUUAGGAACAGCUGAUCGCAUCGCAUGAUUCGCGACUUACACUAACUGCGAUAUCAGCAAACGCGAGUGAAAAGCGGAGGCUGUGUAAGAAUUGGCUGUGAAACAAUGUGAAAAUACGUACGAACAGCGAAGAGGGGAUAGCUCUUUCAUUUUAACUUCUUAAUUUAUGCAGCGAACACGCUACACGUGAAAAAUUAUCGUUAAAACGACGCAGAACUGAUAAUGUUUUUCCUUGACUUUCUGCAAAGGUUCUGCGAAGUAAUUAUCAUAGAUAAUUUAUGGAUAUUUCAACUAACAAGUGGCUCGGAAUAAGUAUUUGCGGAGCAACUUGAUACAAUUCGAAAUAGAGCAUCAGCAUAGUCUACGAAAAUGCGACGGACAAGUGCAUAAGUAGAUGGAAAUUACAGUUUUCCGCAAAGAAUUUAGUUUUACGUAUCUCGGUGUGACUUUAAGGCUUUGCAAAGUAAAAACAUCGUAAAAUAAUUGCAAAACAGGGAAAAGGCAUUCAUAAUGAAGCAUUACAUCCUGCUACUUUGCAUCGUGGCAGCUCUUCGGGAUUCCGGAGCGCUGCCUAAAGGAUCCACGGAUUACGAAGAUAUGUCCUUCUGGCUGAAGUCCGGCCAAGAGACCCUGCACAGGAUCCUGGCGCACCGGAACAACGAGAACCGUGCCAAGAACGUGAUCAUCUUUAUCGGGGAUGGCAUGGGCCUGUCCACCAUCACGUCCGGCCGGAUCUACAUAGGUCAGCGGAACGGGCAGACCGGUGAGGAAUACCAACUCGUAUUCGAGAAGUUCCCGGACGUCGGCCUGGCCAAGACGUACAACUCGGACAAGCAAGUACCCGAUUCAGCGGGGACGGCCACAGCAAUAUUUUCCGGCGUAAAAUGCAAAUACGCCGUUAUUGGACUGGAUGCCAGAGCCAAGACUGAAAAGUGUGAUAAGAAGAUCAACGAAAUUAGCAAAGUGACCACGGUAGCUGACUGGGCGCAACAAUCUGGCAUGGAUACUGGGUUCGUCACCACCACUCGCAUCACCCAUGCUACUCCUGCAGGACUCUACGCGCAUAUUAACAGCCGAAAUUGGGAAUGCGACACAAAAACUCCAAAGAGCGAGCAAGACUGCGUUAAAGAUAUCGCGAGGCAACUCGUCGAGGAUGAACCGGGAAAUCAGUUUAAGGUUAUCAUGGGUGGUGGUGCACAAUACAUGGGCAUGAACGCGAAACCGAUUGAUCCCGAGUCCUGCGUGCGAACUGACGGCAGGAACUUAGUGAAAGAGUGGCAAACGAAUCAUCCUAAGGGAAAAGUCGUCAACAACACGCGGGACCUAAUGUCCAUCGAUAUCGCCAACACUUCGCACAUCCUCGGCGUUUUCUCGCCUAAUCACAUGCCCUUUCACGCUGUGAAGACUGACGAGACGCCCUCUCUGGCGAACAUGACGAUGCAGGCUAUAAGAAUGCUGAAGAAGAACAAAAAUGGAUUUCUGUUGAUGGUUGAGAGCGGCAAGAUCGACAUAGCUCAUCACAGCAACUGGGCGAAACUGGCGCUACGCGAGUUGUACGAGCUCGAGGAGGCAAUCAAGGUGGCUCUUCAGCUGGUGAAGUUAGAAGAGACACUAAUCAUCGUCACGGCCGAUCACUCGCAUUCGUUUACGUUAAACGGAUAUCCUGUUAGGGGUAACGACAUUUUCGGUUUCGGUAACAAGUCAAAUGCGAUGGCCUACGAGACGCUCUCCUACGCCAACGGACCAGGAUUCUUCUAUCAUCGAAGAAACGACAGCAAUAACGUGAACGAGACUUGGAGAAAGGUUGACGAGGAUUCGACUCGCGGCGAUCCCUUCUACACGCAGUUUGCCGGUAUCUAUAUGAAGGAUGAGACUCACGGUGGCGAAGACGUCGGGGUUUACGCUAUCGGCGCCCACUCGCAUUUGUUCCGAGGUACUUUUGAACAAAACUACAUCGCUCACGCCGUGGCAUAUGCGGCGUGCUUUAAAGACUGGCCCUCUCAUUGUGACACGGCUUAUCAUCGUUACUUUUACGACGUUCAUACAACAUCACAAAAGUUUAUUUCGGUCAAUUCAGCUGGACGGAACACCAUGUCACUUGGAACUCUGCUGAUGUUCCUAUUGAUAAUGCUCAUACGACUCUGACAAGCAACAGUAUAGUUUUAUGCCAUAUUACACACGAUGACGCACGUCGCGCAUGCAAAAUUCAUUCAAUAAAUUAAUUCAAUAAAUAAUACAAGUACAAAUAAUUGUAAUUCAACGAGUAUUAUCUCCGCAUGCACUUACUCAGAGAGUAAUACUUUUAUCUUAACUAUAAGUUUUAACGCGGCGCGUAAAUCUACUUCUUUAAACGUGAUCUUUGAGUGAAAUUCUGGUUACGUAUGCGAUUUUCUUACUGCAAUUUACUUUGCGUAGAUGUAAUUACGCUUCGUAAUUUUAUUUAUUUUUAUUUGCAAUAUAUAAAACAUAAGGCUCAUGCCCGUAUGCGAUUAAGGAAAUACAAAUCAUGAGUUAUUAACACGUUUCUUGCCGCGUAAAUCGUAUACUCUUCACGAUCCAUUACGAAUGGAAUAGUUUUACUUAUAUAAUAAUACAACUAUCGCGUAAUAUUUAUAUGAUUGCAAAUAUAUUAUUAAGAAAACAAUAUGACUGUUAAACUAUAACUAUAGAAGAAAAAACAAUUCUUAUUGUAACAAAUUUUAUAAAAUAAACGCGGUGGAAACGGAAAAUCGCCAAUAAUCGACUCGGCACGAAACGUGUUAAUAUGGAUAACACAAUAAUCUUUAUGGAUCGUUAUCAACAAUGUAAGUAGUAAGUGGUAGCAACAAUGAUUAUAUUUGAAGUACAGAGAAAUUUGGCAUUAUUCAUUAAAAUGCGUCUUUAGUACAGUAUUUUGAUAUUACGACAGGAAAACAUUUUAAUUGCACAUCUGUACUACACACAUUUCGAAUGCAAGUACUUUUUGAGACUGCCUUUUAAUUAUCAUGAAUAAUUUGUUGUGUAGUAUCUUUUAUGUAGCAAACAGCAUAAAAUAUUCAACACAAUUAUGAAAAAUAGAAA